This is a messenger RNA of Archocentrus centrarchus (flier cichlid), 3665 nucleotides long. RefSeq names its product tenascin XBa (gene tnxba). The record is from RefSeq and is a predicted model, not a curated record. Gene Ontology annotation, biological process: neuron projection development; regulation of cell adhesion. The transcript is spliced from 14 exons. Gene Ontology annotation, molecular function: protein binding. Bases 84 to 3335 code for a protein of 1083 amino acids. NCBI's taxonomy places the organism in Eukaryota, Metazoa, Chordata, Actinopteri, Cichliformes, Cichlidae.
UUAAAUCUCCUUCAACUGGUGAUGGGAAGACGGCCAAAGAGAGGCCUGCCCCCGCCGUAAUUCAAAAUGUUCAGUCAACAUUCAUGAAGUCCCCUGCAGCCAAUGUCACUAAAACCACGAAAAACAAGCCCACGACAUCUGUCAAUCAAACUGUUGUUGCUAAAUCCUCCCCCACCAGUGAGAUAAAGUCCAAAGACAAGCCUGCCCCCACAAAAGUUCAAACUGUUUUACCGAUGGAGACCCCAGCAAAGGCAGCUGACAAAGAAAAGGUCACAACCUCUGCCAAAGACAUCAAAGAGUCCAGCGCUGUCAGCAAAGAGAAGCCUGCCUCUUCACAGCCAAUCAAAGUGGUUAUCAGUGAGGGCUGCGACUCAAGCAGCACCAAGGAGCAGGAGCUGAAGCUGAAACCUGGCGCUCCACUCGUGAUGACGCAUAAGAUCAGCUUGUUGCCUGGUGGUUGUAGUGGGGAAUGUGAGGCUGAGGUGGCCGACCUGAAAGGACGUGUGGCCCUACUGGAAAGACAGAUGUCCUUUCUAAAAGAGAAAUGUCCGUGCUCUGCAAGUUGUCCAAAUGACUGUAGUGGUAAUGGAGAAUGUGAAAAGGGUAAAUGUAUCUGCCAAAAGGGAUUCAUGGGUCCAGACUGCAGUAAAUGUGCGCUAGGAGCCGAGUGUAGCAAAAAAGCUAUUAAAGUGAGCACCAAGGUAACAGUGGAGACCACGCAGGUGAACAAAGGAAAGGAAAGCACGCAGGAGAAAACCACCAAAGUAGAGCAAACAUCUUUCCAGAAGAAGGGGCAGAAUAAGGGAUCUGAUGCCAAAGAGACUGACACUAAACCCAAAGUAGCCACUAAUGCUAAAGCAGGUAUUGUUAAAACGCAAGCAAAAGAUGGUUUUGUCAAGAAAAUAACUACUAAAGGUUCUUCAAGUCUUGCAAAGACCAAUCGCCCAACUACGAGUCAAGUUCUCCUAAAACACAAUGAAAAAAAGAAGGAGGAGUCUCAAAAAGGCAAAACAACACCCCCAGCCACUGAAAAAGUCCCUCAAAAAACUGAUACCAAGCUGAUUAAGGAGGGGACUGGCAGUAAAAUAUAUUCAAAGUCCCACCAGCUGAAAGAUGAACCACAAAAUAAUGCAACACAAAGCAAUUUGAAGAAAAUCACUGGCUUGUCUAAAACUGUCACAACUCUCUCCAAGGUCACAGGAACAACCAAAACCAGAACAAGCAAGGAAUCUCUGGAGCAGUCCGUGCAGGCUGAAAAGAAUGUAUCUCAGUCAUCUGACCAUAAACAAAUUAAGACAGUUAAAGAGGACAUUCAAACUGUGCAGUCCGUGGACAACAAAAAAACUGAUGUUGCCAAGAUUGGAAAAGGAACACAAAAAAAUUUUGUUAAUGGAACCAUUGGAUCUACAUCAGAUAAGACUAAAGCCCAUCAUAACAAAACAACUCUUCAUGACUCUGGGAUCAGCACCAAGAGGACUGGAGGAUCUGGAUUAGGGUCUGUAAAGGUUGUAAAUAUCUCUUCCUACAGCUUCAUAGUCACGUGGUCAGCACCCCAAGGGAUGUUUAAGAACUUCACCGUGAUAAGAAGAGAGCCACGGAGAGAGGGUGAUGAAGAUGGGCACGAGGAGUUUGAAGAGGAAACACUCACAAGUGAAGUUUUAGUACAGAGUGAGAGCACCAACACAACUGCAUCCUCUGGGAAAGCUGAUGGAUCGAGAGGUAAAGGUGAAACUAAGAUCUCGAUGGUCGUCCCAGGCAAUGUACGUUCUGUGGAAUUCAGUAAUCUGCAUGCAAACACGCCCUACGUCCUGCAUAUACACGGUACCACAGCAGAGAGGAGAUCAAUGAUUCACAGAGUAACUGCAACUACAGGCCCUGAACCAGCCACAGAGAUGGUUUUCAGCAAUGUAACACAGUCUUCUCUCAGUGUUUCCUGGUCCAAACCAAAGACAAUGUUCACAGGCUUCAGGCUCACAUACACCAACAUUUUAACAGGGGAGAGCCGCUUCGUGACCAUUAGUUCUCAGCAGUCUUAUGUCGUCCUGUCCGACUUGUCUGCUGGGUCCACCUACAUAAUCACUGUAACUACGACACAUGGCCGAUUCCAGAGUGAUCCACUUACAUCCAUUAUUACUACAGUGCCUGCCCCUCCAACGCAUCUUCAAGUGGUCAAUGUGACAGACACCAGAGCGCUGCUGCAGUGGACUCCCAGUCUGGGGAAAGUAGACCGCUUCAUCAUCACCUAUGAAUCCUCUAAGAAUCCUAAUGUGACAGUGACCGUGAUGCUGUCAGGAAACUCAGUGGAGCACCAGCUGAGAAGCCUGCAGAGAGGCACCCUCUACAGGGUCAAAGUGCUGAGCCAGAAGGACAAUCUGCAGAGUAUGGCGAUCUCAACUACAUUUACUACUGCAAAUGUGGUCAAAGCCAGUGAAGUCGGUGCUCGAAGUGCAGUUAUAGCUUGGAGAGCUUCCUCUGUCAUUUAUCACAGCUACAGAGUGCUCUAUCAGCUGGCUGGAGAGGAGACAAAGGAGGUGAGCCUGGAGCCCACCAUCACAGAGUAUAAGCUGACUGGACUUUUGCCCAUGUCCCGCUAUUUUGUUGUGGUGCAAGGUGAGAAAGAUGGACAGUAUAUGCCGGUUGUCACCACAGAAUUCAUCACAGGAAAACUGCGUUUCCCUUUCCCUACUGAAUGCUCUCAGGAGCUGCUGAAUGGAGCUCUGCAUUCAGGAGAGGUGGACAUCUACCCUCAAGGAAGAGAAGGGCAAGCAGUGAGAGUCUACUGUGACAUGGAGACUGAUGGAGGCGGAUGGACAGUAUUCCAGAGGAGGAUGAAUGGAAAAACAGAUUUUUUCAGAACAUGGAGUGAAUACAGCACUGGAUUUGGAAACCUGAGUGAAGAGUUCUGGCUUGGAAAUGAGCUCCUGCACAACCUGAUCAGUGUUGGCCCUGUGAGUUUGAGAGUGGACAUGCGAUCUGGAAACGAUACUGCCUACGCUCACUACGCCAACUUCUCUGUCGACCCAGAAGAGAAGCACUUUACACUCACUGUGUCCGGCUACACAGGAACAGCAGGUGACUCUAUGAGGUACCAUAACGGUCGUCCAUUCUCAACCCGAGACAAGGACCCUGAUCCCCUGGGGUUCCACUGUGCCAAGGCCUACAUGGGAGGCUGGUGGUAUAAAAACUGCUACAAGGUCAACCUCAAUGGCCUUUAUGGCGUCAACAGUAAGAAUCAGGGAGUAGUCUGGAUUGACUGGAAAGGUAAAGACUCCUCCAUUCCCUUCACUGAGAUGAAGUUCAGACCCUCCAGGUUCUCCCCUGCAACUCAUGGCUAAGGAUGCAUCAGCCUCCAUGAAAAGCCUGCAUCUGACAGAGAAUUAGAGCUCCAGAAGUCUAAAGAACAGUGGCUCUCACAGUUUCUGCAUGUCUCUUUCCAAAGAAAAUUCCCUAAACUUGUUUUGAUAGCCAUAACUGCAGCUAGCAGGACAUUCAAUUCAAUGUGCAAGUAUUUUUCUGGGCUCUUUUUUUAGUAGACAUAACAACUAAGUUGUCAUGGCGGUUUUAUUGUAACUUUUGUAUACUGUUUUACUGUGUUCUGUCUGACUCAUCCAAUUUACAGUUUUGUUUCGUGCACCACAAUGGUCUACCACCCCACUACUACUGUA